Molecule: messenger RNA, 996 nt
Organism: Plasmodium knowlesi strain H
Lineage: Eukaryota; Apicomplexa; Aconoidasida; Haemosporida; Plasmodiidae
Product: conserved Plasmodium protein, unknown function
Exons: 11
Coding region: 1-996 (331 amino acids)
Source: RefSeq, a predicted model, not a curated record
AUGAACCCGCUACUGGAAUAUAAGAGAAUCAAAGAGGCCGUUUUCAGUAAGCACCCUCUCGGCCUGAAUAGGACGCUCCCAAAAAGUGAAAACUGUGAAUUUAAGAAAAGGGGAAAAGAAAAGAUAAAGGAUCCAAGAGAGGAAAAGAUAAAGAACUCAGGAAAAGCAGAUAUAUCAACCCCCCACAAUAGAACUGCUCUGCAAAGGAGGAACAGCCAGAGAUUUUCACCUCGUCCCCGCCAGGCCUUUCAACACAAGCACAGUAAUAAUGCUAACCAUUUUAAUGACGCACCUCACGGGGGAUAUGCAAAUGGCAGAAAAGAAAACUGGGAAAAGAGGACUUACGAAAUUUCGCAAGAGGAAAAAUGCGUAGCGAGUGAAGAUUUGGAAUUGUCUCUCGUUUAUCCAGACGGGCCGAAAAGCAACGCAGGGAUGGUAGUGUACAAAUACUGCUACAUUUGCGAAACGGGAAAACCCUGCUUUUGCAGUGAGGAAAACUACGACUAUGAAAAGGAUACCUCCAACUGGGAUGGCGGGAAAAUGAAGCCAAACAUUCAUUCAACUUUUAGAGAUAUAUCAAAUAUCAUAGAGACAAUUCAUUCAAACAAGAAAAAAAAGGAAGGGGAUAAUAUUAACGUUUGGGCGAAGGGACAAGCAGGAAAGGCUACAGGGAAAAAGGAUCUUCCUUCGAAGAAGAAACGGAUAGGCCAGAAGAACGAAGCGACCAAACAGUUGAGUACUUACCACAGAUUUUACCUUCAGCAAAUGAAAACAAUUAAGAGCAGGUUGGAGUGUUGGAGAGAAGGGCGGGUGUGGAAUGAGGACACGACGGACAAAGGAGCCCACACGGGGAGCAAAGUCAACAUGGACAUAGACCAGAAUGGAUCGGCCAUGGAGAAAAGGAUGGACGCCUUGAUGGAAAUUGAAAAAAAACACCUGCAGCUGCUGGUGAGCCUAUUCGAUGAGUACAAAAAUCUGGAGGAAAAAAUGUUAUGA